AUGAAUGCAAACGCUCAUUCACUAACGUCGCCAGAUAAUUAUUGUGCAUGCUGCUUAAAUCUGGGCAAACCAAGAUCAAGAGUAAAUUUUCUUCUUUUAACGGGUAUUCCCGAAAGUCCUGAACGUGUUGAAAUCCAAAGAAAACUUUGUGAUAUUGUGUAUAAGAAGAAUAUUGCUGAGAACUUAAUUAAUCUUAACAGAUGUCACAAGGUAAUCAAACUAAGAAAUCAGCUGGAAAGUUUGAAUGAUGAAACAAAGACUAUCGAAGAAACCGCAUCUCCUAGUAUGGUUUCCAAUCCCGUCGUAUCGGUUCCUGAAGUAGAAGUCAAGGACAUGACCACAUGGUGUUAUGGAAUAUCAAAUUUAAGUCUUCUAUCAUAUAGAAAAUCGAAUGCACAGCUAAAAAAAGAUGAUGAAACAGAAUUUUAUAAUUAUCAUAGUAUUGACGCCUACAGAUGGGAUGAACUGAAAAAUGAUAUCCUUAAUAAAAUCAAUUCAAAACCGGAGAACGAAAAGGAAGGUAAGACAAGAUCAUACAAAAUUAGCGUCCUGUACACCAUACAGGAAAGAUUGAAUCAAAGACAACGGACAUUAGUAGUGCUGAUUUUGUCAAGAUCUUAGAACUACUUGCGAAACAGUAAAUACUUUCAAACGAGAACAUCGGUACAAUGCAGGGAACUACUAUCGAAACGGAAAGGUCGUGCCGGUUGCCGUUUUUCAAAUAACUUUUUAACGAAAGGUCUUAGCGGCCUGCGGUUUUCACCAUCGUAUAGAGGACACUUAAAGCCAUAUUUUUAUAAGC
Messenger RNA from Didymodactylos carnosus, 802 nucleotides. Lineage: Eukaryota; Metazoa; Rotifera; Eurotatoria; Philodinida; Philodinidae. The record is from the annotation of a GenBank genome assembly.